CAUAUAAAUGGCCCAUUGUGACCGCAUCCGCCCGUCAAAAAUAUGAUAAUCUAAGCCAUGUUAGUUUGUGUUAUUAUGUAUGUGAAAAUAUUUCAUAUGCCUUGUAUAUUACCUUUAAGUAGAGCAUUCAUUGUUAUGCUCGGCAAAAUACACCAGAAGUCUUAAUCGAACUGCAAUCUCUAGCGUCUAGUUAUUCCAGUCUACAUCUAAAGUAUUUAGUGCGCAUAUGGCGUCACCGUUUAACGUGGCUUAUGGAAUAUGUCUAGCCUCUUUCUUCGAGUCCCUUGUUACAAAUAGCCGCUGAAACGCAUUAUGGUACACGAUUCGUGUGCCAAUGGUAAAAUGUUUAUUUUGUCUUAAAUAUUGGAUAUCAGAAGCCCAUCUUUUCCCGGUAACAUCGCAACAUCACCACGUGGACAUUCUACAGCUCAAAAUCAUUAUCCUAUUUUGAUGAAACUUAAUAUAUAUGUUCAUAUCACAACGAUAAUGGUUCCUGUCGAUACUGUCGAAUAUGGGACCGUGAUGUCUUGGGUUAUAUGCCCUUGAUUGCAAGAAAAAUCACGUGAAAAGGUUGAACAAUGAGAAGAUGAGCCUUAUUGAUUGUCCUGUUCUCUGUUUCAAAAUAUGGGUAGAUGUUGCUUAGCAAAAGAUGCUUUAUUACUUUGCACCAUAAACUCGUGUUAUGAAUAUAAUUUACUGAUGAGAUUAUUUCAUAAUAAUCAAUUAAACCUCUCAUUAUUUCAUAUCUACGUUGUUUUGUUACAGUCAAUGGUGUGUCUUCCUGAUAGCUUCAUACCAAAAAUACCAACAAACAAAUGAAAUAUGGCUUCCUUGAAAGAUUCCCCUAAGAGAACAAAAGUUGAACGGAUCAACAGGCCAGACACCCACUCUCCAGAUUUCUACCAACUUCAAAAUAUAGUGCUACUAGAAGACGACGGAGCUUCUUCAACUAAAAUACCACAACGAUUAGCACCCGGAAAGACCAUGGUGCACAUGUCAACAUUUAAAGACUACCAUGACCAGAUUGGUAACAAGAAUGUGAUACUAGAAGCUUGUAGACAUGGUUCAGUUGCCAAAGUUAGACAUUUAAUAGAUCAGGGUACAGAUGUCAACAGUAAGGACGUACAUGGUAGAACAUGUAUCUUACUUUGUAGUACAUCACCCAUUGAACCCAUUGAAAAAAUAGACUUUUUACGGUCAAAGGGAGGUAAUAUUCAAGAUAUCGAUGAUGAAAACAAUGGUAUAUUACAUUUGGCUGGUGAUUUAGGGACGCUAGAAACAGUUCAGUAUCUUGUAAAUAUAGGGUUAGAUAUCAACACUAAAGGUUAUAAAAGUAGAUCUUGUAUAAUGGCGUGUAGUCAGUCUAAAAUACAAGCUACUGAUAAAAUAGAAUUGUUAAGACAGAUGGGUGGCAAUAUUCUUGAUACAGAUGUAAAAAAUGAUAAUUUGUUACACUUAGCAUGUCAUAGUGGUUCACUAGAUACAGUAAGAUAUCUAAUUAAUCAAGGCCUGGAUAUCAAUACUAAAGGGAGAUACGGAAGGACAUGUAUAUUGUUAUGUAGUCAAUCUGAAACACAAGCCAUUGAGAAAAUAGAACUAUUGAUAUCAAAGGGGGGUAAUAUAUAUGAUACUGAUGAUGAUAACCAUGAUAUGCUUCACUUGGCUUGUAUGUUGGGUACACUAGAGACUGUCAGAUAUAUGAUAGACCUUGGUUUAGAUGUAAACGCCAAAUGUAAGAACUUUAGAACACCCAUAUUACAUUGCUGUACGUCAGUAAUACAACCCAUUGAGAAAAUAAAAAUAGUAAGUUUUAAGGGUGGUAAUAUUUAUGAAAUUGAUGGUAAAAAAUAUGGUAUAUUACUCAUAGCUUGUGCUAGUGGUACAUUAGAUACUGUAAGAUAUCUGAUAGAUCUAGGUUUGGAUAUUACUGAAAUACAAGCCACCGAGAAAUUAAAUUUAUUUAUGUUAAAAUGGGCUAAUAUAUAUAACACUAAAUUUCACUAUGGUGGUAUAUUACACGUGGCUUGUGCUGAUGGUACAUUAGAUACAGUAAGACAUCUGAUAGAUCUAGGGUUGGAUAUAAACACUAAAGCUUUAAAAGGUAGAACAUGUAUCUUACAGUGUAGUACUUCUAAAACCCAACCUAUUGAGAAAAUAGAAUUAUUAAGGUCAAAGGGAGGUAAUAUUAAUGAUCGAGAUACUGAUAACAAUGGUAUGUUACACCUUGCUUGUAUUUCGGGUACAUUAGAUACUGUAAAACAUCUGAUGGAUCUAGGGUUGCGCAUCAACAACAGAGGCGAGUAUGGUAGAACUUGUAUCUUGACCUGUUCCCAAUCUACAACCCAAGCUAGCGAGAAAAUAGAGUUAUUAAGGUUAAAUGGGGGUAAUAUCAAUGACACUGAUGAUGAUAACCAUGGUAUAUUACACCUUGCUUGUGGCGUUGGUACAUUAGGUACUGUUAAAUAUCUGAUAGAUCUUGGGUUGGAUAUCAAUACUAAAGGGAGGUUCGGCAGUACGUGCAUCUUGUAUUGCUGUGAAUCGGAAACACAAGCCAUUGAAAAAAUAGACUUUUUAAGGUCAAAGGGGGGUAAUAUUCAUGACCGGGAUGAUAGUAGCACAGGUAUAUUACACCUUGCUUGUGUAAACGGCACGUUAGACAUCGUUCAAUACCUAGUUAAUCUAGGACUAGAUAUAAACAGUAAAGAUGGAUCAGGAAACACGCCUGUUUCAUUCAGUUUUAUGUCUGGUGUACAAUCUCGUCAAAAACUAAUUUUUUUAAUGUCCUUAGAUGCCGAACUUUCAUGGCUCGAGUGGUUAAAAGUCGAUUUUCUUACACUCUUUUAACAGCUUAAUCCAUACUUUAUAGUUAAAUAAGCCUGAAUUAGGCAUGAGUUAAACAUUACAGAUAAAAAAAAAUACAAUUUUAAUAUUCGCCAAUCUUUCAUUAUUUUAACGGAUCAAAUGAUAUCAAACCAAAGCUAUAAACACCUGAGUAUGGAUUUAUUACAUACAGUGUCUGUAUGAAUGAGGUAAAAUACAUUCAUACUUUACAGUAAAAUAUACAGUUUCUGUAUGAAUGAGAUAAUGCCAUUUAUUGUAGUACUUACUAUUCGAUCUUCACGUUGCCUUCACUUCCGUGACUAAAAUUAUAACUACAGUUCAGCGUCAGGAUUUUGUUGUUCUGUUUUUUUAUUCAUAUAAAAAAACGUUAAUCAUUAGUCACAAAUGAAUCUAUAAACAAUUAUUAGUCAAUGCCAUAAUAUUAUUACACCAUACUUUACAGUGAAAUAUGCUGAAAUGCACCAACAGAAUAAGCGAUUUAAGCAUUUCCCCCAUUUUACGGCAGUCGGCUUUUGUUAAUUCCAAAGAACAAUUUUGUCGAUCAUAUUUUUUUAUUUUAUACUGUAAUACAACUAAAGAUACAUCAUAUAAGAGCUAACUCUGCCUGGUGCAGGUCUUUCUGUUGCCUCAGAUGUUAUAUAAAUUAUUAAUUAGAAAUUGAUUUACAUGACAAGUAUAUAAUCAUAUCGUCUGCUACUAUCUUACGAGUUCAACAGUAAGGACGUUGUCUUGUGCUGGCUUCCCAGUCACGUAGAUAUAAGGGGAAAUGAUCAAGCAGAUUUUGCUGCCAAAACUGCUUUAGGUCUUCCCCAAUCACCCUUUUUAAUUCCAUAUAAGGAUUUUAGACCUUCAAUUAAUCAUUUAAUUUAUGGCCGUUGCCAAAACUGCUUUAGGUCUUCCCCAAUCACCCUUUUUAAUUCCAUAUAAGGAUUUUAGACCUUCAAUUAAUCAUUUAAUUUAUGGCCGUUGGCAACGGUCGUGGGAUCUUGCAGGCACUAACAAACUUCAUCACAUUAAGCCUCUCGUAGAAGAUUGGCCCAACUCCUAUAGAACUAACAGGAGGGAUGAAGUUGUUUUGUGUCGCUCUCGCAUUGGUCAUACUUUUUUUAACUCACAUUUUCAUCUUGAAGCGAGAGCCUCAACCAGAAUGUGAACACUGUCAUGUUUCUUUGACGGUGAAGCACAUUUUGAUUGAGUGCAAGUAUCUUGGAAAUAUUAGAUCAAAAUAUUACCGUUGUCAGACAUUACAACAUUUAUUUGCUCAACCGGAGCUAUAUUGUAAGAUCCUUAAUUUUUUAAAAGAGACAAAAUUUUAUUUUAAGUUUUAAUUGUAUAUAUGUAACCCGUCUUCUUUCAUUUUAAUUGUUUAUAUUCAUAAAGUAUUUGAUAUUUAUUUUUAAUUUUAUAUAUUAUCUGUGAUACUUGUUUUUAUUUUUGGAUAUAAAUAUAUUUCUGUGAUUUCAUUUAUUUCGUCUCGAAUAAUUUCACCAUAUGUUUGGCGCAAUAUAGCCCGGUUGGAGCUGACGUGCCAUAAAACCACAUUUCAUUUCAUUUUAUGUUCCCAGCGAAUAAUAGCACCAAUAGCUGCUUUCAUCAAGGUUUGAAUAGUACUUACAUAUUUUCAAAUUACGGACUGGCACAAAAAUAACAACGUACCAUUGUUGGUUUUAGAUUUAAAAGGCAUAUCUUGUAUGUAGGCUCUAUUUCUAUAAUGUAAACACGAUUUUCAAACCCAAGUUUUGUUUCAAAUUUCUCCAAAUGCCAGAUGAUUUUCAAAUUGUUAACCAUGCAUAUUUUAAUAUAAACAUAUCGAGUAUGAUUAUAGAGUUUGAAUUGAGGAUUUACAAUCAAAAGUUAUAUAAAUUGUGUGGGGAUAAAUAAAGGGAAUUCCUAACAUAAAUAUCUGAAAAUUAUGUAUACAAUAUACCAUUCUAAUUCAGCUUUAAUUGGAUGUUUGAUCAAUUGAAGAUUAUUGUUUUAAAGUUAGAUAUUCAGCUUACUCUUUCUAGAACACCUGUUGCCACCUCCCGUUUGGAGAGUUGACACAGUUAAUAAUAUUAUCUAUAUCUGUUUUCAAUUAGCCUGUUUGGUACUGACGUGCUAUAAAACAUCAACUAAUGUUCAUGUAAUAUUAUCUCUAUUUGUUUAUUCAUCCUCUGGGUAAUUUACAUACAAUCACCAUUGGUCCUUUAUAAUAUUCAUGUGUUUGUAUUAUUCCAUUAUUUCUAUAGAUCUAUAAUAAUAUCUAUAUCUGUUUAUUUAUUGUAAUAAAACUAAUGUUAUUUUCUUAAUUGUUGUAUAAUUUACCUUGGAUGUUUUGUCCAUUAUAAUAUUCACGUGUUUGUAUUAUUCCAUUGUUUCUAUAGAUUACCAACUGAUCUAUAAUAACAUCUAUAAUGUUCUUAUAUUUAUUGGUGUUUUUUGUUGUUUCGGGACUGGACGUAUAACAUGUAUUUGUUUAUUUACUGUAAUAAAACUAAUGAUAUUAUAUUCAAUUGCUUGUAUAGAUUACCAAAUGAUCUAUAAUCAUAUGUAUAUUUGUUUAUUUACUGUAAUAAAACUAAUGUAAUUAUA
Patella vulgata (common limpet) is the source of this 5415-nucleotide messenger RNA. RefSeq names its product putative ankyrin repeat protein RF_0381. Bases 823 to 2844 code for a protein of 673 amino acids. The record is from RefSeq and is a predicted model, not a curated record. The transcript has 2 exons. Gene Ontology annotation, biological process: regulation of DNA-templated transcription. Gene Ontology annotation, molecular function: protein binding; double-stranded DNA binding. Lineage: Eukaryota; Metazoa; Mollusca; Gastropoda; Patellidae.